GACAAGGUUCCUGCCGGUGAGGGGAAGUUUCCUGGCGGCGAGGACAAGGUUCUUGGCGGUGAGACCAAGGUUCCUGGCGGUGAGAACAAGGUUAAUGCCCGUGAGUACAAGGUUCUCGGCGUUGACGACAAGGUUCCUGGCGGCGAGGACAAG
Messenger RNA from Paramuricea clavata, 153 nucleotides. NCBI's taxonomy places the organism in Eukaryota, Metazoa, Cnidaria, Anthozoa, Malacalcyonacea, Plexauridae. The record is from the annotation of a GenBank genome assembly.